AUGUCGGCGUAUUUAUAUAUCGCUCUUGCGCAAGAUGAAAGAAUACGCAAGAGGAAAAACACUGAAUCAAGAAAUAAGAUGAAUGGUGGUGAUUUUUUUAUAACAGCAUCAACCCUAUCAACAAGGUCGUCGAGAUUUGCAGCAUCUUCAGCAAAUUCAAUCAAGUCGGACUCAAGCAAGUCUAAAUUGAGUCGUACAUCAAGUCGAUCAACCACAAGUAGUGGCAACACAACUUCGCUGACCAAGUCAAGCAACUCGUCAAGUACAAUAAAGCGAAAGCAAUCACAACCGGAAGGACAAGAACAACAAGAUAUUUUGAUUCGUGAUGGUAAGAAAUGGGAGUACGAUUCCAAAUUGAAUAAAUAUGUUGCGUUGGAAAGGACACCUUAUCAAACGGCCAAGUUGGGGUAUCUUCAUUGCCUUUCAACUUUAUCAUCCAUGGUUAACCAUGAGUUGAAUUUGCAAAUUAACCAAUCAGUGGUUAAAGAGUUGUCUAAUUUGGAGUUGCUACGGUUCAGUUAUUUUGACAAGUUUGAUUACGAUGGAGAUAAACUAAAUGGUGAGUUCAACACCGCUUCUACUUUGGUCAGUGUGAAAACAGAACCGCACAAAAGCGCCCUUUCAGCCAUUGUCUCAUCUACAAUUUCAUCUACAGUACACGACAGCAACGACGAAACCACAAUUACUGGGGGUAGUGACUCAAUACACAAUAAAUGCCACAGCAACAUGCGUUCACUACUUGCCAGUGAUCAAUUUUGGAAUACUUGUUAUCAGGACUUGAAAUUUGAAAGCAUGGCCGAGGCUAAAGAUGAUUACGACCUCUUACCAUCAAUGAACACAUCAAGAGAAUUUUAUGUCGGAUUUAUCGAUUAUGUCCUCGUCAAUUUACACAUUCUAAGACCAAGUUUGGAUGAGAUUAAUGAUUCAAGAGAGUAUAACCAAUUGGCUAAGCAAUACUAUGUAUAUUUAAAUGACCACAAUUAUGCACUUUUGCACCAGUUACAUUGUCAGUUUGUGGGCAAAGUGGUUAAUGAUAAAUUGAUUCAAACUGUAAUUGCCAAUUUUGAUGCGGUAAAAAGAACUUAUCAAUUGGAUGCAAAUUUGGUUGCAAUUUGGAAACAAUUUCUUCAAUUUAUUGGCCAAUUUAUGAAAAGUUUAUCGCAAACUUCACCACUGAAAAUAGAGCAGCCAAACCCAACAUUUUCCAAAAAAGUAACUACUCCACAACCACGUCCAAUUUCACAACAAUCAAGACAAGCUCUGGUGGGUUCGCAAUCAUCUUCGUCAAUAAUGUCUCAUACAAGCAAACGCGAAGGAUCAGUAUGGACUUUGGAUACAGUAGUCUCUUCAAUUGAAGAAAUUGAGUCGUCGUCGUCAGGCGGUUCUACAAGGUUGCUUUCUUUGGCAAAGUCUCAAAAAAACCAUGAAACAGAGUUGAAAAGCCGAUCUCAAGGCUACAAUGAUGAUGGAGAAGGUAUGAAGGAUGACAUCAAAAAUACAACGAAGAAGAAAAAGUCAUUUUUUGGAAAGAUUACCUGGAGAUAG
Messenger RNA from Lodderomyces margitis, 1545 nucleotides. RefSeq lists its product as uncharacterized. The coding region runs from base 1 to 1545 and encodes 514 amino acids. The transcript has a single exon. The record is from RefSeq and is a predicted model, not a curated record. NCBI's taxonomy places the organism in Eukaryota, Fungi, Ascomycota, Pichiomycetes, Serinales, Debaryomycetaceae.